UAUCCUGCAUACCGGACCCGGCUCCUGGACUCCCGCCCCCUUAAACUGAACAAAUUAAAUGGCUUCCGCUCAGUCUUUUUUACUGCCUUGAUUCUGUCCUCAGCCGAACCGGGGACUGGCGCCGGCUAUCUCCGGGGAAGAGCUCUGGAGAGGACUAAGCGCGCGCAUCCUGCUCCGCCACCUCUCAAGCGCGUGGAGAUCCGCUGCGACCCUCACCGAGGGGCCCCUCCCUCCCAGACGCAGCGACUCCCGAGUCACGUGACCGCCGGAUCAGCUGACCAGGCAGGACCGGAAGGAGAAACAACUGGCCCCAGACCGCUUGGCGAGAUGAGGUUCCGCUUCUGUGGUGAUCUGGACUGUCCUGACUGGGUCCUGGCAGAGAUCAGCACUCUGGCUAAGAUUUCCUCCGUGAAGCUGCGGUUGCUGUGUAGCCAGGUGCUGAAAGAGCUUCUGGGACAGGGGAUUGACUAUGAGAAGAUCCUGAAGCUCACAGCUGAUGCUAAGUUUGAGUCAGGCGAUGUGAAGGCCACGGUGGCGGUGCUGAGUUUUAUCCUCUCCAGUGCAGCCAAGCAUAGCGUGGAUGGCGAGUCCUUGUCCAGUGAACUGCAGCAGCUGGGGCUGCCUAAAGAGCAUGCAGCCAGCCUGUGCCGUUGCUACGAGGAGAAGCAAAGUCUCCUGCAGGAGCACUUGCGGGCCUGCAGCCUGCGCGGGCCAGGAUCCCGAGAGCACUCCACACCAUCUUGCAGUGAACAGGCUGGCAGGCGUGGGCUGGCGGGUGGACUACACACUGAGCUCCAGCCUCCUGCGGUCCGUGGAGGAGCCCAUGGUGCACCUGCGGCUGGAGGUGGCAUCCGCCCCGGGUGCCAAGGCCCAGCCUGUCGCUAUGUCCCUCUCAGCAGAAAAGUUCCAGGUCCUACUGGCAGAACUGAAGCAGGCACAGACCCUGAUGAGCUCCCUGGGCUGAGGAGAACGGUGUUCAGGGCCCAAGCAGAGCUGCCUUACCCGUGUCAAGUGGCUGCCCUUGGAACUUCUCCUUGGGCAGUGGUCCCAGCCCCAAGAUGCUGGGUGCCUGGCCUCCUGGGUCCCUGGCUUCCUAGGUCCUCAUUUGAGAGUUCAGCAUAGGGAUCCUCAGGCCCUUUUUCCACCAUUGCACUUCCGCCCCAUCAAAGGCACCUGUCACCUGUUUCCAUGGGACGGAGGAAUAAAUAAGUGUAAAGGAGUGUGUGCGUGGGUUUC
Molecule: messenger RNA, 1236 nt
Organism: Loxodonta africana (African savanna elephant)
Lineage: Eukaryota; Metazoa; Chordata; Mammalia; Proboscidea; Elephantidae
Gene: COMMD4
Product: COMM domain containing 4
Exons: 8
Coding region: 328-1122 (264 amino acids)
Source: RefSeq, a predicted model, not a curated record